Drosophila eugracilis is the source of this 2160-nucleotide messenger RNA. RefSeq names its product basic helix-loop-helix neural transcription factor TAP (gene tap). The record is from RefSeq and is a predicted model, not a curated record. Lineage: Eukaryota; Metazoa; Arthropoda; Insecta; Diptera; Drosophilidae. The transcript has a single exon. Gene Ontology annotation, molecular function: protein dimerization activity. The coding region runs from base 109 to 1323 and encodes 404 amino acids.
CCAGCUUUUAGUUGGUGCGGGCACGCGAGAAGCGAAGAAACAACUCUCACAAAGCGGAAAUCGGAAAUGUGCUAAAGGAUAUACACACUGAGAUAUAGAUACGAGAUCAUGGCUGCCUGUUAUAAUGCAUAUACCGGUGGAUCGCAGUCCUUUGAGUUCGAUGAGGACGACGACGAUGCCUCCUUCGACAGUGGCUACGAGAAGAGUUUCGAGACGGAGGCCCAGUUAAGUUCCCGUCGGCGCUUAGACUUUGAUGACCAAUUCAACGGCACUCCGCCGAUUCCGGCUGUCCAGCAGCCGUACUCCGGCAGCUCCUGGGACACUGUACCGCUCAACUCACCUCCGGCGGGAUUUGUGGGUCUGCUUGACACGAGCAGCAACCAUAGUACGCGCAGCGGCAGGACGCUUGUGGAGCAUCUGAACAGUCGGGCCACCAAUGGUGUGUUCGAUCCGCCGCUGACCAGUACGCCGAUGAAGUCGCCAGAAGAUCCAGAUGCUCCACGACCAAAGCGAAAAUAUGCCGUCGGAAAAAACAGAGUAACACGCUCGCGCAGUCCCACUCAGGUGGUAAGGAUCAAGCGGUUUCGUCGGAUGAAGGCUAACGACAGGGAGCGCAAUCGGAUGCACAACCUCAACGAUGCACUGGAGAAACUACGGGUGACUCUGCCCUCGCUUCCCGAGGAGACGAAGCUGACGAAGAUCGAGAUUCUGCGAUUUGCCCACAACUAUAUCUUUGCUUUGGAGCAAGUGCUGGAAAGUGGAGGUACGAUCAAUCUGGAUCUGGAAAAGCUGCAAAACUUCACGCUGAGUGGCGAGAGGAUCACCAAGGAGCUGUUCGAUGCUUUGUUUGUGAAUCCACAGCCGUUUCCCAUGUUCGGAGGCGGCAGAAUGUUUCCAUAUGGCCAUGGAAUUGCUCCCCUUGCUCAGAAUCAUCCUGCUUCUGCUCCGACUGCGGAGCAUUCUCCCGCUAUGGGAGGCUUCCAGCAGGGCAUGAACUACCCACAACAGCCACCAGGAUUUGACUUUACAGGCAGCAUGCGAUUCUACCACCAACAGCAGCAGCAGCAGCCGCCUCACCAUCUGCAUCAUAAUCCCCAGCAGGAGUCCAGCCCGCAGCAGUUCUCGCAGGAGAAAUACGAUCUGUUCAGGGGAUCCUUUGAUGCAGCUGCUAAUCUCGAGCCUACUCACUUGGAUUCAGGAAUUCACCAUCAGAGUAGCUUUUACACGCAAACGCCGCCGUGGAAGGACUAUCCGGAGGAUCAGGCACAUCCACAUGCCAUUCCACAACCACACAGCUACAAACAGUUUGCCCCACAGGUGUAGCACAGAUUUGGGGGCCAAACGGCGAUCUGAGGUCUCUUAGCGUGAUAUGUUUAAAGAUUGCAAGGAUUUGCAGGAAACUAAUCUAGAGGAAUCCCAAAGAGAUGCAUCCGUGACUUACUUUUGAUGACAACUAAAGUAACUCGGGGGACUCAUCUCAGGAUUUCCCUUCUUUACUUUCCCCGAACCACUCGCAAUCUGUUGAUAUUGAAAGUAAGUGAAAACAUAAUUGGCUGCUUAGAUUAUCAUUUAGUUUGGUAAUGAACAUUUCACUUACCAAACUAAAGAUAUUCCAUGAACUCAAUUUGUUUCGUGUUAUAGAAGGAUCCUUAAAAGAAAAGCCAAUUUUUACUGAUAAAAAACCAUCCAUAGUUAAAACUCACUCAAUAUUUACUCAUUUCAUGUUCAUUAUAAUUGGUUUCUUUUUUAAGGAUCUCAGUGAAUAGUUGAAUUAAAAGUGCUUAACUUUAGUAUAUUACAACACAUAUUAUAGAUAUCUCAAGUAAAGCACUUUUAUUAUCAACAUAUUCCCUUUAUAUUCUUCUUAACUAGAUAGUACAAAUCGGUUGUCCAUUUAGUGUAAGCGGAUAUGUACCUUACCAUUCUAGACCUAAGACUAGUCCUAACGAUCACUGAAAUGUACCAGGUAUUAGCCAUAAUUAACUGUACAAUCGAUUAAGUAUAUGUAGGUUAUGCCAGAUAAUAUUUCUAUACUAUAUCAGUUAUUGCAAUGCAAGGAAAGCGAGCUAGUCAGGGCCAGAACUUUAAAGUGAUAAGAUUGAAUUUCGAUGUAAAGCCAUAAAGAUUUAUUUUUGCAAAUAAAGUUGACGAUCAAAACGA